This is a messenger RNA of Vespula pensylvanica (western yellowjacket), 3096 nucleotides long. Its product is annotated as putative zinc metalloproteinase YIL108W. The transcript is spliced from 3 exons. Bases 124 to 1746 code for a protein of 540 amino acids. The record is from RefSeq and is a predicted model, not a curated record. NCBI's taxonomy places the organism in Eukaryota, Metazoa, Arthropoda, Insecta, Hymenoptera, Vespidae.
UUUCUCUCUUUUUUUUUAAAUAUCAAAAUUGUACGUGACUCCGUACGAUUCUUUUCUCGAGUAAUGCGGUUAACGUGCGAAAGUGUGUAAUAAAAGAAGAAUCCAUUUUAUAACGAGCUACGGAUGGUGCUUGCGGAUGCGACGCUGACGGAUAAUCAUCACCGUCAGCGAGGAUUCGCGACGAAUGGCAAUCCGGAAGGCAUCACCGUUUGUAAUCUGAUAGAUGGAGAGACUCUGACCUAUAGUUUGGCCCUUAUACGUGGUCGGACACCCUUGGCGUGUAAUUAUAUCACCGUUCGGGCUCAAAAGAAUGUGACAUCGGAAUGGCCAGUGGUUGGAGGCGAAUUUCGCGCGUUAGUGGAUCUCACGCGCGGAUCCAACAAGCUGGAACUCGAGGCCGGCGGACACAAACGACGAUUGACUCUUUUGCACGAACCAAGAACAACUAGAUUACGAGUGACACCGGUAUACGUUGUAUGCGCGGGACACGAUGGCUACUUUCAAGGUCCACGAAGAGAGGAUAGAUCACCGGAAAGCGCGGCAACAAGAAUAGGUUUGGGUGCUAGACUCUUGCAAACUCUAACAGCAGAGAAAUUGAGGGAAGCUGGGCACGGAAAGAAGACGUUUCAAUUGGAACGCGAUCUGGACGGUCCAGAGUGCUUGGUGAUGCACAGUAUGCUUCAUGUGGACAGAGCACGAGCUAUGUCGCAACGGGAAUUAUGGGAAUUGAUCGCACGCGAACUGAUGACCGGUCCGUUAGCAUCGAAGGACAGGAAAUAUUUAGCCUUCUUGUCUUGCACGAGGUAUCGCGGUGCGCCGAGUCCCCGUACUCACGAAGAUACCUUAGCGAGAACGCAAGGUCAUGCUGCUUUGGGUGGCGGUGGUUUAGCUCUUUUCGGUUCAGCUUGCUUGCAUACGUGGCCUACCUGCAUGGCUCAAGUAUUGCCCCGAUUUUUAGACACCACCGUCGUUGACACCGAACAAUUGAUGGAUGACAGCAAUUAUCGAGGUACUCAUGGUGGCUGUCUAGCGACUACUCUUGGAUCGGUUUUACACGAGCUUGGACACACGUUCGAUCUCGGACACACCAGGGAGGGUAUUAUGGGACGUGGUUUCGAUUACGUCGAUAGGGUCUUCGUUGGAGCGGCUGGAAUCGAUUUCAAUCGAAAUCCCAUCAGGAGAGACCCCCAACACACGACUGUUGCUCUCAGUAGACCUCUCAGCGUCACGGUUACCGUGCAAGAACCUGUAUUGGCCAGUCCGCGGAGAGGCCGACUUUUAUCCGAGACGUCCAGACCAUCACCAUCGGCGAACGCGAGACAACUUCCUGGCAGGUUAUCCGCUCCGGCCAGUCCCGAACUCAAUAGGUCCUUCUCCAAAACUUUGAACGCUGCUGAACUACCCUCCCAACCGGAUAGAACUUUCUGGGGACCUUCUUGCGCCGCUUUGCUCGCUUAUCAUCGAUGGUUUAACACCGAAGUCGACAAUCAUUCCAACAGACGUCACAACGAUAUAGAGUACGAUGGUAAAAGGAACGUCGCACGUUCUCGAUACGGUGUUAGAGUGAUCGAACUCAGAGAAACUUCCGGUGGUAUGGUCGUUGGUUCUCGUCAAUUUCCUGGUAAUCGGCCACCUUUAGAAGCAUUGGUACCACCACCCCCACCUCACUGUCUGGCAGCUUUAACUCUAGUCGCUGAGGAUUCCACGGGGAACAUACUCAAACAUGCGCUUCCAACUGCCUUCUGAAGGUCGUUGGAAAUGUUACGACCGACCGAAACACCUUUCCUUGCCUUACAAGCCAAAGAGAAUUAAAGAAAAUUCUUGAACAUACCCAGGAUUCAUUUUCAACCGCCGGUCGGUCCCGACAAUGUGGUACCGCGACGAAAAUGCUUCGUAGUUCAAGCAAGUUUUGUUCGCGGCUAUUAGAUACCUUGUUAUUCUAAUAAUCUAAUACGUACUUUACUCGAACACUUGUACUCUCGCUCGCUCUCUCUCUCUCUCUUUUAAAUAACAUAAGUUCUUUUUUAUAGCACAAGAGUCUUCGAUUCAUGACAAACAUAAUAUCGUACUGCCAUCUCACUCGUUCAUCAUUUUCAUCGCUUUCGAAGAUAUUCUCUCAUCGUGUAUUAAACGCGAUACCUGAAAAUAUAUUGUUCGUAUAUUAGAAGAGGUAUCGGUUAAUUGAUAUAAAAAAAGUGCUAAAAUUGAUGAAUCUAUAUAAUUAUUUAGUUUCUAAAAUUACACCGAUACUCGAAAACAAUGUGCUUCUAUAGUUUAAUAUAAAGAAAAAAGAAAAAAAAAAAAAAAGAAAAAUCAAAAAAAAAAAGUAAUAAAAUAAAGAAAAAAAAUUACCUGUAACAAACUGGUCACGGAUAUUCUAAUCGUAUAUUUAUUAGAAACCGGGGAUUUUAUACCAUCGAAAUAAAAUUCCAUUUCUAGUCGACCAAUAAGGAAGGCAUAGAUCUCGUUCACAUACGAUAUAUUUUAUCUUCGUGUUUUUUUUAGUAAACAAAAUAUAUAAGACACUUCAAAAAAUCCGUUUCAUUCGUUCAUUUCGCCUAGAGUGUGUAAAAAAAAGAAAAGAAAAGUAAUUAUCAUUUUUCUCACAAUAUACAAUAUCUCACAAACCUCAUUCAUAAAACGAAGAAAUAAGUACGUAUGCGUUAAAAUGUAGUAACAACGUGUAAUCUUUUAAAUAUUACGAAAAACACACAAUAGUUGUAUAUUGUUACGUAUAUGUACAGUAUUAUUCCUUAAAUUAUUUUAAUAAUAUAGAUUAUAUAUAACCGGAUAUGACAGAUAUACAGAGGACAAUAUCGUAACGCGGAUUUCAACAGAUUUAGAAAAGAAGCAUACAUUUGGUAAAAAAGAUGAGAAAAUACUUACGAAAUACUUUAGACGAGAAACCCCAUUUAUCGAUGAAGCAUUAAGCUAGUCAGUAAGAAUACAAAAGAAAAAAAAAAGAAAGAAAAGAAAAAAGAAAAUUUUAUUAUUUAAACGCUUCAAAAAUAAUGUAAGAAAAAUUAUAUUUAAUUAUAUCUAGAUAUUAAGCAUGUGCUUUGGAGAAUACGUAUUAAAAAAAGUAUUAUGUUCCUA